This is a messenger RNA of Ilex paraguariensis (yerba mate), 1780 nucleotides long. NCBI's taxonomy places the organism in Eukaryota, Viridiplantae, Streptophyta, Magnoliopsida, Aquifoliales, Aquifoliaceae. The record is from the annotation of a GenBank genome assembly.
UCAAAAGUCCAAACAGAAUGUGUAGAUAUGAAUCAAACUUUUGUGGGUGACACAUUUGUCUAACUUAAAAGAAUUCUUCUCAUCAUUCAAGUCUUUGCUGUUGAGGAAUAAAUUUGAUGAUUUACAAAUCUCUUAAAGUUAUUUGAUACAAAGGAGAGAAAUUUUUCUGGUGGAUUAUAUGAGGGAGAAAACUCAACAACAUUUAUAUCCAAUCCUCCUAUAAAAAAAAUAUGGAAUAAUCGCCCUCACCAAAAAUUGAAGAUCAUUUGUCCUCAUCAUUUGUGCUGUAUAAUUUGUUGAGAUGGCAUUCUUACAGGAUAAAGAAAAAUUACCUUUUCCAUAAGCUUAAUAUAUAUACUUUUUGUUAUUAUACAGAAAAAUGCUUAGUUAGGUGGCUUGUUUGUAAAUAUCAAUAUGUUUCCUCUCUUUAUGAUGCUGGUUUUAAACAAGGUGUCUAAAGAUGGUUGGAAGUGGAUGCUCCCUGACCUAUGGGGGUGUUUACAUGAAGUACCCUCCUUGUAAUGCUAAAUCUUACAACUCAGCGUCAGCAUGCAUCUCUGCUUUGCCGCACAUGGUUGCAUUGUCAAGCAUUAAGAGUUUAUGGGGACCUCGCCAGGAUCUAAAACCAUUCUCUACCAGAGGAAUUCCGUGUUUGCUUACAUCUGCUGGCUCAUCACCAUUUUCAAGUGUGGAAAAGGGUGGCUUGUCAGAUACUAUACCAAAGUUACACACAGGACGUCGAUAUUUAAUGUCUCCAAGAGCAUCUAAGGAUGUCCCUUAUAGUUUCCGAUACCCUGCAAUGACCAAGAAGCCAAGAUGGUGGUGGAGGACUUUAGCUUGCCUUUUCUACUUGAUGCCACUCCACGAAACAUGGAUGUAUGCUGAGACAGCAUAUCGACUCCAUCCCUUCUUGGAGGAUUUCGAGUUUUUAACCUACCCUUUCUUAAGAGCAAUGGGAAGCUUGCCUAGCUGGUUCUUAAUGGCGUAUUUCUUCGCUGCAUAUCUCGGAAUGGUGAGGAGAAAGGAAUGGCCUCAUUUUUUCAGGUUCCAUGUAGUGAUGGGCAUGCUGCUGGAGAUUACCCUGCAGGUGAUUGGGACUGUGAGCCGCUGGAUGCCGCUUGCUGUUUAUUGGGGUAAGGUUGGAAUUCCGUGUUUGCUUACAUCUGCUGGCUCAUCACCAUUUUCAAGUGUGGAAAAAGGUGGCUUGUCAGAUACUAGACCAAAGUUACACACAGGACGUCGAUAUUUAAUGUCUCCAAGAGCAUCUAAGGAUGUCCCUUAUAGUUUCCGAUACCCUGCAAUGACCAAGAAGCCAAGAUGGUGGUGGAGGACUUUAGCUUGCCUUUUCUACUUGAUGCCACUCCACGAAACAUGGAUGUAUGCUGAGACAGCAUAUCGACUCCAUCCCUUCUUGGAGGAUUUCGAGUUUUUAACCUACCCUUUCUUAAGAGCAAUGGGAAGCUUGCCUAGCUGGUUCUUAAUGGCGUAUUUCUUCGCUGCAUAUCUCGGAAUGGUGAGGAGAAAGGAAUGGCCUCAUUUUUUCAGGUUCCAUGUAGUGAUGGGCAUGCUGCUGGAGAUUACCCUGCAGGUGAUUGGGACUGUGAGCCGCUGGAUGCCGCUUGCUGUUUAUUGGGGUAAGGUUGGUAUGCAUUUUUGGACUGCAGUUGCAUUUGCGUAUAUGUUUACAGUGUUGGAGUGUAUAAGGUGUGCUCUUGCUGGGAUGUAUGCUGACAUUCCAUUUGUGUGUGAUGCGGCAUACAUUCAAAUACCUUAUGACUAA